AUGUGCCAUGCUCCCGCAGUAGCCUCCUAUUUUGGCACAAUCAGUUACCUCGUUCCCAUUACGAGUGUCCUCGCAAUGUCCGUCUUGCCGAGAGGCAAGUUCCUUAUGAACCUUAUUCUUAACCUCUUGGCUGUAUGUUUUGGUACAGCCUUGUCCAUGCUCGCCCUCUGGUCCGCUGUGCAAGCCCGUCAUCACACAACACCUGAUGGGAUCCCUCCAGGACUUGCGCCGAAAUACAACGCGAGCCAGUCAGCCGUUUGCGCCAUAUGGCUGUUUGCUAGCAUCUGGUUCGGAAACGUAGUUCGCGCGAAGUUGCCGGCCUUCAACCUCCCCAUCAUUACCUACAGCAUUCUAGUCAACAUUGCUGUAACCUUUGGAUCUUCUCUGUCAACGACGGCUGCCGUUGAAAUGUUUGUAACACAACUAUUUACAAGCAUGCUCACGGCCCUCGCUAUUGCCCUCGGCGUCAAUCUUCUUGUCUUCCCGGUUAGCAGCCGCUUGGUCGUUGUUAAAGAGUUCGCUGCCGGCUUCGGGCUGCUCAAGAAACUGGUCUCGCAGCAAAAAGCGUACCUGGCAAGUCCAGAAUCGACUGCUAGAUAUUCAACUCUCACACGUCCCGAAACCCUGUUUGGGAAGGUUGAAGAUGACGGAACACCAGAAGACCAACAACCAAAGGUCGUCAGAGAAAACAAGGCGGAAGAUGCACUUCAAGAAACCGGCACGAAGAUAAGAGAACUUGUUGGAAAGCUGCACGUUGACGUUCCUUUUGCAAAGCGUGAAAUCGCUUGGGGAAGACUGGAUGCUAAAGAUUUGGCGGAGAUAUUCAAACUGUUUCGCAACCUCUAUAUCCCAAUUCUCGGGAUGAACACCAUUAUUGACAUAUUCAGACGGUUUUCGGAGCGUCCGGACUGGACUAUCGAUGGCGAUGCUCCCGCCGAGAUCAUUGCCGAAAAGUUGAAGGAACAGCAUGUAUGGGACGAGGUCAUGAAGCAAGUUCAAGAGCCCUUCGAAAUUCUGUCGGAAGCCAUCGACAAAGGCCUUGAACAUGCCGGUAUCUGUUUGGGUAUCCUUCCCAGGCUGAAGAGACAACCGGUCCGCAGGUUCAGCCAGCCAAAUCAAAACCCCUUUGAAACUGAUCUUGAGGGUGCAGAAGAACUUCAGCCGGGCGACUUGCAUUUUGCCAGGGUUAUCGACGAGAAGAUUUACGCUUUUCGUUCAAGGAAGGGAGAGCUUCUGCGCACCUGGGUUCGACAGAGAGGUGUUAACCUAGAUGACGACGGUGGAGGCCCUUCAUCCUUCCGAAGCGAACGGGACCAGGUCCAGUUCUACAUCAUUCUCUAUUUGGAAAACUUGAUGCACGCAUCGGGCGAAGCCGUUCAGGACCUUGUCGACUUUGCUGAUGAAAAGAUUGCUGAUGGAACGAUGUCUAAAAAACGAUUAAUUGUCCCUUCAACCCGUCGUCUGAGGAAAUGGCUCCGAGGCAUUUUCAACAACGAAGACUCUUCGGGCGAAGAAUCUCCCGACAUUAUGGAGAGUAGCAGAAAUGUUGUUUAUUUUGGCGAUGCCUACAAAAGGAGGAAGGAUCCUGAGCACCUCCUUCCUGAGACAGCCUGGCAGCACUUUGGUAACCAUCUGAGAAAGAUCUCCAAGUUUCUUGGCUCUGAAGAAUCUUCAUUUGGCUUCCGAGUUGCUUGCGCUACUAUGUCGGUUGGCAUUUUAGCUUUCCUGGAACACACACAGCACUUUUUUUUCGAGCAGAGGUUGGUAUGGGCUAUGAUUGCUAUUGCCAUUGGAAUGUCCAUGACAACUCUCUAUCUCCUGGCCAACUACUUCGGCGUCAUCCAUUCAACCCUCAAGUCCAACGUCCAGGGCACCAUAGGAGACAUCAAUGUGCAUGGCACGCCAGCUCAUCAUCUGUACAAGGUCACUCGCAAAAUCUUUGGCAAGCUCAUGAUGCUGAUUCCUUCCAUGUCACAACACUCCGAAUACCAGAAAUGGGAACCCACAAUUGGCGGAAAAUUCCCGCGCGACGCUUACAACGACAUAAUAAAACGCAGUAACCGCAUCUUGUCUUAUCUUAUCUUAACUAGCUACACCUUGAUGCAUCCGACGCGACUGCGUGUCCGAGACAGACUCAUGGAUGACUUUUCUGGUGCUGAACGUCAGGGCCGCUUCCCGGGAGGUUUCCGGAGUCGUCCCCAGACGCUUAGCUCACGUUGUCCUUCUGUUUCGAGUGCCAAUCAUGAGUGGCUCACUGCUCUUGCCGAGGUCCUCGAGAUUCUCAAGCCCACACAUCACACUAUCUUGUCGACACUUACUCUUCUCUCCAACUCACUACUUUCGGGACAAAGCCUUCCCCCUUUCCUGCCGCUACCUAAGCCAUACGAGAUGACACGUCAAUUAAUGAAAUUAAGCAAGUCAUCCGCGGAUGUGGCGCUCUACAAUCCCGAUGGCGUGCCAGUGAGGAUGGUCAGUUCACGAACCGGGAGAGAGGAUGAGUACCAUCUCGAUUUACAUAGGGAUGCGGCCUUGGCGAACAUCCUAGGCCCGCGAAAUAUCGAAAAACCGGGGUAUGCAGAGUUUGCGGUCCUCCAGGUAUGCACGACGCUAGUGUGCGAUGAUCUGGAGGGAUUGAUGGAGGAUGUGAGUAGAUUGGUUGGGGUUGUCGACUUCGACUUCCGCUUCGGUGUCAGCGAGUCAAGCUUAAACUUGGAGCAUUCUCUGCGCCGAGGGAAGAGGGAGUAA
Thermochaetoides thermophila DSM 1495 is the source of this 2745-nucleotide messenger RNA. RefSeq lists its product as uncharacterized. The coding region runs from base 1 to 2745 and encodes 914 amino acids. Lineage: Eukaryota; Fungi; Ascomycota; Sordariomycetes; Sordariales; Chaetomiaceae. The transcript has 3 exons. The record is from RefSeq and is a predicted model, not a curated record.